Pomacea canaliculata is the source of this 735-nucleotide messenger RNA. Its product is annotated as thioredoxin domain-containing protein plp1-like. The record is from RefSeq and is a predicted model, not a curated record. NCBI's taxonomy places the organism in Eukaryota, Metazoa, Mollusca, Gastropoda, Architaenioglossa, Ampullariidae. Gene Ontology annotation, cellular component: cytoplasm. Bases 52 to 672 code for a protein of 206 amino acids. The transcript has 6 exons.
CUUACGUUGGAUUACAGUUGCGUCCCUUGCUUAACGUCGCUCUGUUUAAACAUGGCGACUUCUGCUACGGCUGAUCAAGCUCAAGCGAUUAUUGACGACAAGUCAUUGGUGGAAGAGGAACUCUGGGAGGAACUGGAGAAAGGGGACAUUCCAGCACAUAUUCGAGAAUCAAGGCUUGAAGAACUAAAACUCCAAUCAGAACAGUUCCAUAAUAUGAAAGAAAGAGAUCAUGGAGAAUACACUUUGCUUCAGGAUGAAAAAAAGUUUCUAGAACAGACAACAACUGAACAAAAAUGUGUAGUUCAUUUCUUUCAUUCAGACUUCAGAAGAUGUGCCAUUGUUGAUUCACAUCUUGAGAAACUGGCAAAAAAGUACUUUGAAACCAAAUUUUCUCGCAUCAAUGUUGAGGUUGCUAAAUUCCUGGUCAACAAGUUGAAGAUCCAGGUCUUGCCUGCAAUCAUUUGCUUUAACAAGGGCAUUGUUGUUGAUAGAAUUAUAGGAUUUGAAGAUUUUGGUAAUUCAGAUGACUUCAGAACAGAGGUACUGGAAAGAAGACUUGCAGAAUCAAAUACCAUAAAGCUUCCAGGAGAUAAAGAUCAUAGGAAGACAACUGUACUAGGAGCACAAAGACACAGCAAAAAAGAUGACAGUAGCAGUGAUGAUGAUGAGUGAUUGUGUUGAAACUGAUUUGAUCAAUUGGCACCAGUGCUUUUUGAAUAAAAUUUCAGAAACAGA